GCCAAAUAUGCAAAUAAAUAUUUUAUAUAAACAGACACUAAAACAAGACCGAGACGUAUAAAGAAAGUGUGGGCGUAGGCAUUUAGAGAAAGUUCAGUGAUUGGUUUAAACUUUCUAAAGACUCUAACCAAUCGGCGAGAGGCAAGCUUGCUUAAAUAGCACGUUGACUUAGAUUAACCUGUAUCUAUCUUCUAGAAAGCAGUAAAUUCUUAUAACGAAAAUGAGUGGCAGAGGCAAAACCGGUGGUAAGACCAGAGCAAAGGCUAAGACUCGUUCAUCCAGAGCCGGGCUUCAGUUUCCCGUCGGCCGUGUUCACAGACUUCUUCGCAAAGGUAACUAUGCAGAGCGCGUUGGUGCUGGAGCCCCAGUUUAUCUCGCCGCUGUGCUCGAGUAUCUUACUGCUGAGAUCCUGGAGUUGGCUGGAAACGCCGCUCGUGACAACAAGAAGACUCGCAUCAUUCCCCGCCAUUUACAGCUGGCAGUGCGUAACGACGAGGAGUUGAACAAACUCUUGGGUCGCGUGACCAUCGCUCAGGGCGGUGUGUUGCCCAACAUUCAGGCUGUGUUGCUGCCAAAGAAGACCGAGAAGCCCGCUAAAGCAAAGUAAACUGUCCAGUUUUCCAAACUGAAACAAAGGCUCUUUUAAGAGCCACCCACCUGAACUAAAAAGGAGGAAUUUCGUUAAAUUAUUGGUCUGUUUACGUUUAAUAACAUGGGGAAUAAACUUCAUAGUUUUGCAAAACCAAAUGCUUUUUUCAGAAUAACUAGAAUUUAAAAAUAAGGCAACGUUAUUAAAUCCCUUCUAAACCAUCAUACAAUUUCACGACACCAACAUUUAUAACACUCAAAACAAUGAAUACAGUGUUGGCGCAAGAUUACAGAGAUAUGCAGGUCAAUGAAUGCCUAAAUUUUGACUACUGAUAAGUCGUCUGGUGGUGGCUGGUUUGAGUAUGUAUUUUAAAGAAAUCUUUACAGAACAUUAAAGUAUUUGACCGUAUUUAAGCUUUAUUAGCGAUAUCGUUACACAAAAACAGCUUGAACAACUGCCUUUAGGUGAGGUGGAAUAAGACAAAAGAUUUCGAGCGGGAAACUCAAAAUUGCGCCUUCUGCUUGUUUAAAAACACGAGACGCACCACCAUUGGCUGUUUAAGCUAACGUUACACACUAGCUAAUCAUAUGCUACUGUACACUGUCGCCGCCCUCUGAGGUCACAGUCGACCUGUCUUUAAAGUCAGCCUAAAGAGACCGUUUCUACAUUUUGUGUCGCAAGGAGAAUAGUUUAA
This is a messenger RNA of Paramisgurnus dabryanus, 1283 nucleotides long. The record is from RefSeq and is a predicted model, not a curated record. Lineage: Eukaryota; Metazoa; Chordata; Actinopteri; Cypriniformes; Cobitidae.